ACACGGAAAGCAGAAAAGCUUAAACCCUAAAUGCAACUUCUUCUCUAACACAUUUAUAGCUACUUCUGUUCUGAGUUCACUUUUUAGUCUCCAUUACCUCGAAUUGGCUUCACUGUUUCACAGCUUUAAUGGCGGCUGGCUCUCGUACGAAGAAGAAAGGUGUGAAAUCUCAGCUUCUGCCUUCAAAGAAGAAGCAAAAGGGUGCUUUGUUCACUGAAAAGCGCCCCACCAAGGCAGCAGAUAGUUCGGAGGAUGGUUCUGAUAGCCAGAGCGAAGAAAUACAAGAACGUCAGGAAUUGUUUGAUGGAGAUGAGGAAAUAUCAGAUUUUGAACAUGGUUCGGAAAUCUCCUCUGAUGGAGAUGAUGAUCUUUUGGCUGAUGAUUUUCUUCAGGGAAGCGACGACGAUCAAGAGAAAGGUUCAGACUCGGACGUGGGUUCUGAUACGAGUUCGGAUUCAGAUGAAUCUGACAUUGAGAAGAAGUCGAGGGCCAUUGAUGAGCAAAGGAAGAAGGAGGAAGAAGAUGCCGAGGCAGAAAUGCAGCUUAACAUUAAAGGGGAGGCAGAUGAGUUUAGAUUGCCAACAAAAGAGGAACUCGAGCAAGAGGCACAGCAGCCUCCUGACCUUCCAAAUCUUCAAAGGAGGAUAAAAGAGAUUGUCCGUGUGCUUUCAAAUUUUAAGGAUUUGAGACAAGAAGGAACCUCAAGGAAGGAUUAUGUUGAGCAACUUAAAAUUGAUUUGGCUUCAUAUUAUGGAUACAAUGACUUCCUAAUUGGGGUUUUGGUGGAGAUGUUUCCAGUUGUUGAACUUAUGGAACUUAUUGAAUCUUUUGAAAAGCCUCGACCUAUCUGCUUACGAACCAACACUUUGAAGACUCGUAGACGGGACUUGGCUGAUGUUCUUCUUAACAGAGGUGUAAACCUAGAUCCAUUGAGCAAGUGGUCAAAAGUUGGAUUGGUUGUGUAUGAUUCACAAGUUCCAAUAGGUGCAACCCCUGAGUAUAUGGCUGGUUUUUACAUGCUGCAAAGUGCUAGCUCCUUUUUGCCCGUCAUGGCUCUUGCUCCUCAGGAGAAGGAACGAAUAAUUGAUAUGGCUGCUGCACCAGGGGGUAAAACAACCUAUAUUGCAGCUCUUAUGAAAAAUAGUGGAAUCUUAUAUGCAAAUGAAAUGAAGAAACCAAGGCUGAAGUCACUGACUGCAAAUUUGCAUCGCAUGGGGGUGACAAACACCAUAGUUUGUAACUAUGAUGGGAGGGAGCUGCCCAAGGUUUUGGGUCAGAACUCAGUUGAUAGAGUAUUGUUGGAUGCUCCUUGCAGUGGUACUGGGGUUAUAUCUAAAGACGAGUCUGUUAAAAAUUCUAAAUCCCUUGAAGAGAUACAGCAAUGUGCCCAUUUGCAAAAGCAACUGAUACUUGCAGCAAUUGAUAUGGUGGAUGCGAACUCUAAAUCUGGAGGAUACAUUGUUUACUCAACAUGCUCCAUUAUGAUUCCCGAGAAUGAAGCAGUCAUUGACUAUGCACUUAAGAAGAGAGAUGUCAAACUUGUUCCAUGUGGACUUGACUUUGGGUGUCCAGGGUAUAUCCGUUUCAGAGAGCACCGGUUUCACACGUCCCUAGAAAAGACUAGGCGUUUUUACCCUCACGUCCACAACAUGGAUGGGUUUUUUGUAGCUAAGUUGAAGAAAAUGAGCAACGCCAAGAAAAAUUCUGCAUCUUCUGAAGAUGUGGAAACAGUAGAGCAAACCUCCAUACCAGAUGAGAAUGAAAAUGAGAAUGCUGCAAAGGAAUCUCAACCGCAGUUGAAGAAAGAACGCAAUAAAGGGAAAAAGGACAUCCCAAAGAAAGUUGUGACUGAAAAUGGCAAUCCGGAGUCAAAGCCAACUACAAAAAAAAGGGAGAAAAGAAAAUUUCCAUCCAAGGAGGAAAUCUCCAAAGCCAGAGAAGAGAAGAGACAAGCUUUGAGGAAAGAAAAGCGACCAAAGAGUGGAUAGUGAUAUACGUCUUGAUUAUUCUUUGUAUUUAUGUUUUGCGCUAUUCCCUACAUUCUUCUGUCAUCACUUGAGUUGUGCCUUAAAAAUUUCUAACUUCGAUAAUUUAGCUAAGGUCAAUUGGUACCCUUGGAAUUCUAAGAAAUUCACAAAUGUUAAAGAUGGUCACACAAAAGUCAUCCAUGAAGAUUUUAGAAGUCCUACACAGACGCAAGGCAUUAUUUGCAAGAUGUUGGAUAAAGGAACAUGUGAGAA
Messenger RNA from Rubroshorea leprosula, 2240 nucleotides. The record is from the annotation of a GenBank genome assembly. NCBI's taxonomy places the organism in Eukaryota, Viridiplantae, Streptophyta, Magnoliopsida, Malvales, Dipterocarpaceae.